Messenger RNA from Rubroshorea leprosula, 835 nucleotides. The record is from the annotation of a GenBank genome assembly. NCBI's taxonomy places the organism in Eukaryota, Viridiplantae, Streptophyta, Magnoliopsida, Malvales, Dipterocarpaceae.
AACCUUCUUCUAAUUCCCCUCUUAGAUUUAGCAAUUUCGAAUUUUUUCCGGGAAUUCUUCAACCAGAAUGGAAAUCUAUGCCAUCGGCGAUUCCCGGACGGUGGCCGCCGUUCAAGAUUUAGGGUGUUUUGCGAAAUUCUAUUUGCAUCGCCCUCACAGCUUCACCUGCAACAAUUUCCUUGCUUUGUGCUCGGAUUCUUUGACGGAGACUUCCGAGCUUGUCCAGAUAACCGCAGCUUUUCUUCCGGCCUACGCCUUUGCUCCUCCCACCGUUAAAUCCAAUUACAAGACCACGACACGCACUAUUCUUUGGAGAAAACGAAGAAUAAGGCGAAGGACGAUCAGCUCCGAUGAUUCCGAUGAAGUUGAGGAUUAUGGAUUCUUUGGUGAUGAUGGAUACGGUACGUUUGGGGGUGGAAGCGGUGGCGGUGGCGGUGGCGGUGGCAAGGGGUGGAAUUUCAAUAGAUUUGGAGGGCAUGAUUGGGAUGACUCUUCGUCUCCGCCUCCGUGGUCUGCUCCGGCCUUGUCUUUUAUUUAUGAGGUGAUUUGUUGGAUUGCCUUGUCGAAUUGCGUGCAUUUUGCGUUCAAGAAGUUGGCCAGGACCGUGCCUGCUGGUAUUGAAGAUGCUGAUAGAGAAAAGGUUCCAAUUAGAUUGGCCUCAAUUUGCUGACGUUUCAGCCUCGUUUCUUUGAUUUAUGGGGUACUAUGGAUUCUCUGCUCGCAUGUUUUAUUACAUAGCUCAAUGUACAUACUGGAUAUAUAUUAUUUAUUUGCUUUAAAUCUGUUUAUGAUUCAAAUCUUGUAUAUAUUCUCAUCAUUUCUAUGAUUUCAGUCA